This is a messenger RNA of Notodromas monacha, 933 nucleotides long. The record is from the annotation of a GenBank genome assembly. Lineage: Eukaryota; Metazoa; Arthropoda; Ostracoda; Podocopida; Cyprididae.
AAGGCCGCGAACAGAAACUGGAAAAAGUGCUUCUUCAUCCCAACCCGAACGAAAAAAAAAGAAAAAAGCGGCUUCGCUGACGUUCGAGAUUUUUGUUGAUCCCAUCCUACUAUUGUGACUAUAGAAGAAGUUGUCAAACAUGUUGAAGUCGAAUUACGAUCCGGUUGGGAAGAGUGAACCGCACUCCGGUGUUGACGUGGAGCACUCCACGGACAAAGGCAAACCUGGCGGAGAUCCCGGGUUCACAGUGCGAGUGAGAAGCAUGGAUCGCAAGUGGCUCAUUUUGGGCGCCGUUGCCGGCGUCGUUCUGAUUGGUGUCAUCGUGGCGGUCAUUGUGGUGUUUGUCACGCAAGCUGGUGAUUCUUCUUCGGCUGAGGAAUCCCCUCUUAGCCGUUCUGGAAUCCGUCCGGAGAAAUGCCUGUUGCAACCAGAACCUGGAAUGUGUCGUGCCUAUUUCGAAAAGUAUCAUUAUGACCCUGCCACUGACUCCUGCCUAACGUUCGUCUACGGGGGUUGCGACGGUAACGAGAACCGGUUCGAUUCCUUGGAAGAAUGCGAACGAAUUUGCCUCGCAGGAAACAAAGGUGUCGCUCCUAGCAAGACGAAGAACGAACCCUCCGGACCAGCGGAUGUCAAGGUGGACGAUAACACGAAGAAAGUGUGAUUCCUUUUGUGUAUUGUGCUGUUUGUUUGUCUUCCUCUUUCUCCAACAAACCCACGAAUUAUUAUUUUGUACUCACAAAACAAACAAGGAUAAAAACACGGUGUGCAUACGUGAUGUUUACCACCGGCUUUUCUCCCGUCUUCCUCCAACGUUGAAUUUUUGUAAUUUAAGACAAAAAAAAUAUGAAAAGAGAAAAGUUGAAGACACUUGUCUGACUGAUCAGGCGUGGGUUUUGUGUGUGGUUAACUGAAUAAAGACUGUGUUUCGUA